Molecule: messenger RNA, 2562 nt
Organism: Drosophila elegans
Lineage: Eukaryota; Metazoa; Arthropoda; Insecta; Diptera; Drosophilidae
Exons: 4
Coding region: 1-2562 (853 amino acids)
Source: RefSeq, a predicted model, not a curated record
AUGACAGCACAUAGGACACUGCUCUUGAUAUUCAGCUUGCUCGCAUUGAGCUCUUUGCCUAUAGCUGCAAAAAGACGACCAGUUUAUCGAUCUACACAAAUCGAACACAAGCACUACAUCAAGACAUCGGAGUGUCAUAUUGCGUACAACCCAAAGGAGGAAAAAAAUAAGAAAAAAGUCACCUCAAAUGCUGGCAACAAUAAUAGUUGCUCAAAAGGUGAUAAUUUGAUUAGUACUCGAUUCGAUGAAAAGCUCCAGCAAUAUGUAAUGCUUAUCAACGAUUCGGUUGCCCAAUCGAUUUUGAGGAUUAUGAAGGAGGAAUCGCCUAAUUUGAUAGGCUACAAUUGCAGUUAUCGUGAGAUCAAAAGAGUGAAUAAAAGUAACACUGCAAACGCUCCUGUUGUCUUGGGAGAAGAGGUGGCUUUUUGGGAUAACUAUGUUGUUCCUCGGCAUGUCGAUGGCCUGAAAGCAGCCUGCAGAAAUGAACUGUUCGAGGAUCUACAAUCGGACACCUUUGCCUUUGUGCAACCUCUUAAAACUGAUCCGCCACUUGUUUCCUGGCAUCGAAGACCGAGUGUAAUAAUGAUUGGUAUCGAUGGAGUUUCCCAACUGAACUUCCGUCGCAAUAUGCCUGAACUAAUCAACCAUCUUAGAAUGCAGGGAUGGAUAAAUAUGGAGGGAUAUGCAGCAGUGGGUAACCAAAGUCUGCCCAAUUUAAUGGCUCUUCUGACAGGAUAUAGUCCUCAUACUUGGACAAAUCUCAAGUGCAAUUCGAAAGAAGUGGGUUGCAUAAAAACAUUGCCGCUGAUAUGGAAGCGUUUUAAGCAAAAGGGUUAUAUCACAGCCUAUGGCGAGGGUAUGUCUAACUUAUCAAUAUUCAACCAGGACAAGCUCGGUUUUUUGGAAAAACCCAUGGACUUUUAUGCUCGACCAUUUUUUGAGCCAAGUAACGGUGAAGAGUGCAUUGACAGACGGUUGAAUAUCAGGUAUAUCCUCGACUAUUGUGAGCAGUAUUUAAAGCGGCAUGCACACUCGCCACGACCAUUGUUUGGAUUAUUCCUGGGCAACAGUAUGGGGCAUGAUAAAUUCUAUGUACUGUUGAACAAACUAAAGACACUCAGGAAAAUGGGUGUUUUCUCCCAGUCGCUUGUGAUCCUCUUCAGCGAUCAGGGAUCAGGCAAAAGCAAGGACUUGGUCGGAGAAAGACUGCCCAUUCUAUUCAUUUGGCUGCCACCCUGGUUCAGAUCUCUACAUCCGGAAAUAGUUCAGGGCCUGAGAAUCAACAGCAAACGCCUCACUUCUCCAUACGAUCUGCAUCUCACAUUGCAGCACCUCUUGGAGAUGGGUGAACGUUGGCCCCGAGCGGUGGACAAACUGGUGGAUUGUCCCACCUGCCAGACACUUUUUGCUCCAGUUCCCGAGAAUCGCACCUGUUCGGAUGCCGGUAUACCAGAAUCGCACUGCCCGUGUGAUAGCUACAAGCGGCUGAGCACCAAGCAGAUACGGCAAAUGUCUUUGGGAAAGCUGCUCGUCCGGAGUAUAAACAAUUUCCUGCACCACCACAAUUUGCAAGAGAUCUGCUCCAAUCUCACUCUUAAAACCGUGAAAAUGGUGCAACAACGCAAGGACAGGAAGUUGUCGAGUGGCAGCACCUUUCGGGUUGAUUUUAUAGCCACCCCGAAUAGCCCAAUGUUCUCGGCAACCACUCGCUAUAAUCGAAUGUACCAAUAUCUGGAAUACUUAAAUGUAGAAUCCAUAAAUCGUUUGGAUUCCUAUCGAAAGGAUUCCGAUUGUAUGCGAAGGCCGAAAGGCAGAAAGUUCUGCAUUUGCAUGAAUCGAAUAGUUAACGAUGAGCCAAAAACCAAAGAUAAUGAUAAAGAAAAGAACAACAUAAAAAAGAAACGUUUUAAAAAUAAGGGUUAUCUCACAGCGUUUGCAGAAGAUAUAACGCUAAUAAGGAAGUUUCCCUACGAGUUUGAGGCUCAACCUGCUGAUUUUUACCUUAGACCCGCGUUAAAAGCAAUCGCCGAGCAAAAGCACAAUUUGCCACCAGGUAAAAGUGCCAAUUUGGUUUACGACUAUGGCCAGCAAUUAUUUGAGCGUUAUCUUAACACCUCGCAGCCAUUUUUUGGGCUAUUUUGGGCUGAUACUUCUGAAGAGGAACAGCAUUAUCGAUUCAAUUUUCUGGACUAUUUAAAACGAUUCAAGGAGCUGGGAUUGUUCAAAGAGUCAAUUGUGAUUUUCCUCAGCGAUCAUGUGUGCAAGCCAAUGCUUUUCAUAUGGCUGCCCAUCUCGAUUCGUAAGAAAUAUCCCGAAAUGGUUCAGAGUCUGAGAAAAAACAAGAGGCGAGUGAUAUCACCGUUUGACCUUUACCUAACCCUGCAAAAUAUUUUGGAACUUGGAGAUAUAAGCACCCGGAAUCGAACCCACACCGUGAUUUGUCCAAGAUGUCAAACACUUUUCGAGAAAAUGCCCGAAACUCGAACGUGUCAAGAUGCGGGAUUUAUCAAAAAUGACUGCGAGUACGACUUAACAAAUAUCUUCGUAAUAACAACCUGUUAG